Siniperca chuatsi (mandarin fish) is the source of this 1538-nucleotide messenger RNA. RefSeq names its product hemogen (gene hemgn). The transcript is spliced from 5 exons. The record is from RefSeq and is a predicted model, not a curated record. Bases 295 to 1074 code for a protein of 259 amino acids. Lineage: Eukaryota; Metazoa; Chordata; Actinopteri; Centrarchiformes; Sinipercidae.
GUUAAACCAGCUUUCAUUGGGGAAGUGGAAUAUUCUUUGUCGUCGAGCGAACGACCGAUAUUGCCAGUUUGUUACAGGGUACUACAUCGUUUUCAGGUCGAAGUGGCGAAGGAAAUAUAUUGAGAACGGAAAUUUAGUAAAAACAAAGAUGGAGACAGUUCCUUUCUCCCAGAGCUUCAAAGACGACAGAAUGACAACAUGGCGAUUCCUGAGAUACAUGCUGUGCCAACUCCUCCAGCUUUACAAAUAUGAUAAGACCAAAGCUGCAAGAACUCUUCCAGCACUGGACUCAGAAUGGAGGAGACUUUGCAACAAGAGAAAGAGUCGGAAUAUAAAAAUCCGAACGAGGACCAAGGUGGGAUCCGUCGCCGAUUGCGGGACAGGGAUCUCCUCAGGAAGAGAAAGGCUGAAGCAGAAGAGAAGGAAACUAACCAGGUGGAGAGCCAGAGGAAAAGACCAAGGGCUGAGGACAAGAGCAGCACAAAGAAGAGAGGGAGACCCAGGAAGACUGAACCCACUCCGGAGAUAUCUGUCAUUCAGGAAGAGGCAGCAGUGCCUCAGGAAGCUCCUGCAGUAGUGGUGGUGCCUGAACCUGCUGAGGUCAUCCCAGAUCAAACAUCAGGCUCUCUAUCCCCCUUGCUUGCUUUGGAAUCACAACCAGCAUCUGUCCUCGCUGCCCCUGCUCCUCUGCCAGUGUUUGGAUUUGUCCAAAGAUCUGUCUGUGCUCCUAGUCUGACUUCUCCAGCUCCAGUUAGCCUGACUCCAGCCCUUUCCACCCCCUCAGUUCCUGCUCCAUCUCCCACCAAAGUUCUAGAUACGGCUCCGAUCCAUGUCCAAGAUUUGGCUCCAGCUCCAGAUGCUGUUCCAGUUCCAUUCCUGACCCAAGACCCUGUUCUAGCUGCAGCCCCUGCUCCUCCCGCAGCUCCUCCCCAGGUGGGGACUCUCUACAUAGAGUCACAAGGCAGGGAGGCCAUUGACCAGGUCCUGAUUGAGGACUUGGGCCCAGACGAGGAAGAAGACAUUUCUCUAUCUCAAGACAAAAGAGCUGAUGAAGGUAAUAAAGAGGAAAUUUAGACUCCCAGAAGAAUGAAUGGUGUGGAAAUAAAAGCUUGAACAAAACUUUUGAAACAUUGCCUGGUUGAAGGGUUUGAAUUUGUAAAAAUAUUUGUCUUAAUAUUAACUGUAUCCUGUCUGUCUGUCUUUUAAUAGAUUUGAGUGAGACACCGUCGUAUUAUUCUGGUUAGUGUGCAGCCUGUUGGUUGAAGAGAACAAACAUGUUGAGCAUAGGCAUUGCUUAUUUAACAAACGUAUACAUUCAAACCAAACCUGUAUGCUUAUUUAUUCUGGUUUGUGCUUCACUGCGAAGCUCAUGAAUUCGUAUUUGUAUUUUGCAUUUAGUAAACAGCAAAUUGUGCCUACUUUUAUUUAAAAGUAAAUGGUAUUAAAUACUGGUAAUUAUGUAUUUCUAAUUGUCGAUUUAUUUGAUUGAAUUUUGUAAAAGUUGUUUUUCAUCUAAUAAAAUACACUGCUUACAAUCA